Messenger RNA from Branchiostoma belcheri (Belcher's lancelet), 628 nucleotides. Its product is annotated as para-nitrobenzyl esterase-like. Lineage: Eukaryota; Metazoa; Chordata; Leptocardii; Amphioxiformes; Branchiostomatidae. Gene Ontology annotation, biological process: chemical synaptic transmission; synaptic vesicle endocytosis; postsynaptic membrane assembly. Gene Ontology annotation, molecular function: signaling receptor activity; neurexin family protein binding. The coding region runs from base 62 to 628 and encodes 188 amino acids. Gene Ontology annotation, cellular component: synapse; cell surface. The transcript has 2 exons. The record is from RefSeq and is a predicted model, not a curated record.
CAGUGCAAUCAGCUGAUCUAGUCACUUUGGCCAUUCUCCUUCGCCCAGCUGGUUUGGAAAGAUGAAGGCUCUCGGUGCUCUGUGUCUCUUCGUGCUGGUCUCCUCCUGUCUUAGCGAGGAAGAAGACAAGUUCAGGGUUAAGACGAAGUAUGGCGACGUCCACGGGUUUGAGAUAGAGACGAAAGCAGACAAGCACGUCCACGCGUGGCUCGGGAUCCCGUACGCCGAGCCGCCGGUGGGCGAGCUGCGGUUCACCGAGGCCCGCCCGCCCAAGAAGUGGGACGACGUCCGCGACGCCACGCAGUACGCCGCCGACUGCCCACAGGACAAGGAGCAGCUGGAGAGGAUCAUGAAUGGGACACACGCCAUGUCCGAGGACUGUCUGUACCUCAACAUCUACGCACCAGAGGACCCCGAGAAAGGCCAUCGGCACCCGGUGGUCGUGGUGUUCCCGGGCGGCGCGUACGACUGGGGGACGGUCCGGGCGUUCGACGGCACCGGCCUGGCCGAGGAGGAGGUGGUGGUGGUCACGGUCAACUACAGAAUGGGAGUCUUCGGUAAGCACCUUCAUAUCAGCAGCGUCCUUCCACAGGCGUUACAAAUACUGCUCGUCUCAUUUGCAGGCUGA